Molecule: messenger RNA, 942 nt
Organism: Penicillium olsonii
Lineage: Eukaryota; Fungi; Ascomycota; Eurotiomycetes; Eurotiales; Aspergillaceae
Source: the annotation of a GenBank genome assembly
AUGGCUUCAACUCCAGCGACUGGCAACGCUGUCGCGCAGACCGAAGAUGCAGGACUCCUCCACCACCCAUACACCCGCGCCGCCCUGCCCUUCAUCAACGGAGGUCUGGCCGGUAUGACCGCCACCGCGGUGAUCCAGCCCGUCGACAUGGUCAAAGUACGACUGCAACUCGCCGGCGAAGGUGCCCGCACAGGACCCAAGCCCUCCGCACUAGGAAUCACCCGCAACAUCAUCGCCUCCGGCAAAGUCCUCGACCUAUACACCGGCCUUUCCGCCGGCCUCCUCCGCCAAGUCUUCUACACCACCGCCCGCCUAGGCUUCUUUGAAACCUUCAUGAAAAACCUCAACGCCAAAGCCAAAGCCAACGACCGCCAAGUGACCUUCGCCCAGCGCGCAGCAGCGGGCCUAACCGCCGGCGGCAUCGCAGCCAUGAUUGGAAACCCAGCCGACUUGGCACUCAUCCGCAUGCAGUCCGACGGUCUCAAGGCCCCCGAAGCACGCGCGAACUACCGCGGCGCCUUCGAUGCGCUGGCUCGCAUCGCGCGCGCAGAAGGCGUAGCCGGACUCUGGGCGGGUGCGACCCCAACCGUUGUGCGAGCCAUGGCACUGAACAUGGGACAACUGACGUUCUUCUCCGAGGCCAAGUCCCAGCUGAAGCAGCAUACGGCCCUGUCGACUACGAGCCAGACAUUCGCCGCGUCGGCGAUUGCAGGCUUCUUUGCUAGUUUCUUGUCUCUGCCGUUCGAUUUCAUCAAGACGCGUCUGCAGAAGCAGCAGAAGGAUAGCUCGGGGAAGCUGCCUUAUAAGGGAUUGGUGGAUUGUGCGCGCAAGGUUGCCAAGGAGGAGGGCUGGUCGCGCUUCUACCGGGGCUUCGGCACUUACUAUGUGCGGAUCGCUCCUCAUGCGUUAGUGGCCCCCACUUUUCCCCGGUUUCUCCACUGA